AUGGACGACGCCGCAGUCGACACCGACGCUGCGGCCAUCCGGCUCGCUGUGCUCGACGCGUACGCCGCCCUGCCCGCAACGGGCAAGCCGCAGGCAGGCGAGUGGUCCGUGCUCGCAGGCAUCGCUCUGCGCUCGGCGAGCGACGCCCUCGAAGUGGUGGCGCUCGGGACCGGCACAAAGUGCCUGACCGCCAAGGCCAUCGCUGCGGAGCGCAGCGGCGGCUGCCUUCACGACGGGCACGCCGAGGUGUGCGCGCGGCGCGCCUUCCUGCGCUACCUCCUCGCGCAGCUCCGUCUCCACGCUGGAGGAGACGCCGCCCGAUCGGUGCUCGAGCCGCGGCCGGGCGGCGGCUACGCGCUGAAGGCGGGGUACUCGGUGCACUUCUACUCGUCGCAGCCGCC
Molecule: messenger RNA, 401 nt
Organism: Emiliania huxleyi CCMP1516
Lineage: Eukaryota; Haptophyta; Isochrysidales; Noelaerhabdaceae
Exons: 1
Biological process (GO): adenosine to inosine editing; RNA processing
Cellular component (GO): nucleolus; cytoplasm
Molecular function (GO): double-stranded RNA adenosine deaminase activity; double-stranded RNA binding; tRNA-specific adenosine deaminase activity
Source: RefSeq, a predicted model, not a curated record